AGACCGUACAAGUGCCCGCUGUGCCCGAGGGCCUUCUACCGCCUCGAGCACCAGACUCGCCACAUCCGCACCCACACGGGCGAGAAGCCUCACGCCUGCACCCACCCAGGGUGCGAGAAGCGCUUCUCGCGCUCUGACGAGUUGACGCGCCACGUCCGCAUCCACUCGUCGGACCGCGGGCGCAAGAAGACGGCGCAGCAGCAG
Molecule: messenger RNA, 204 nt
Organism: Rhodotorula graminis WP1
Lineage: Eukaryota; Fungi; Basidiomycota; Microbotryomycetes; Sporidiobolales; Sporidiobolaceae
Exons: 2
Cellular component (GO): nucleus; cytoplasm
Molecular function (GO): RNA polymerase II cis-regulatory region sequence-specific DNA binding
Source: RefSeq, a predicted model, not a curated record